AUGCUUGAUCUUCACCAGUGUCAAAACUUUCCUAGGAAUCAUCUCUCUCCAAGCUGCCAUGUCCGUAGCAGUCGUCCCGGUAGUGCAGAAGAAAAAGACUUUGAUUUCUGGGAAACGAACACGUUGUUGAGAUGGAACAUCGAAGAUGAGUCUUCUUCUUUGCUCCCCAACAACCACCACUAUAGUAAUCCUUGUACAAUGACGACGUUGUCACAAAGACAAGCAGAAAUUGUUCAAAGUAGGAGGGAGAUGAUGGAAAUGAUCCAAGACAUGCCCGAGUCAUGUUACGAACUUUCUCUAAAAGAUAUUGUUGAUGAUGAGCAACAAGGUGCUCAGGGGGUUAGAGAAGAAGAAACUGAUGCCAAAGAGACAAGUUUCAGCUUUUGCAGUGAAGAAGUCCAAAUCAGGAAGCAAAAGAGUAACGUGAAGAAGAAAAGCAGCUACGAAAUAUCAAGGACUUGUUCAAGCAUGGAAUGUGAAACUUUCCUAAUUAAGAUGUUCUUUCCAACUUUUCUAGGUUCAAAGAAGAAACCAAAGUCACCUGGGAAUCGCUCCUCAAAAGUUACCCCAAGCCCUUCAUUAUCAUUAAAGGACAACCAUAAAGAUUGGUGUAAGAUAAGGACAUUUUUCCUUGCAGGAGUAAAUAAAAACAAUCAGGGAAACAACAGCAGCUGCAGCAGCAGAACUAGGUUUUCUGAUGAGAGCAAUACCUUACCUGGGUGCUGGUUCUUCUUCCACAGCAAGAAAAGCAAAACCAAGAGACAAUAG
Messenger RNA from Prunus armeniaca (apricot), 768 nucleotides. The record is from the annotation of a GenBank genome assembly. Lineage: Eukaryota; Viridiplantae; Streptophyta; Magnoliopsida; Rosales; Rosaceae.